Molecule: messenger RNA, 2243 nt
Organism: Podarcis raffonei (Aeolian wall lizard)
Lineage: Eukaryota; Metazoa; Chordata; Lepidosauria; Squamata; Lacertidae
Gene: UCHL5
Product: ubiquitin C-terminal hydrolase L5
Exons: 12
Coding region: 262-1287 (341 amino acids)
Biological process (GO): protein deubiquitination; ubiquitin-dependent protein catabolic process
Cellular component (GO): Ino80 complex; cytoplasm
Molecular function (GO): cysteine-type deubiquitinase activity; proteasome binding
Source: RefSeq, a predicted model, not a curated record
AUAGAGACGAAGGAGACACUUGCCUGGGCGACGGACGUCGAAGCGGCCCUUGCCGCAGAGGUUGCCGGGAAGGGAGCGGCGCGUGCGCUGCUUUGCGGGCGUUCGAGGGCGGCGUGAGGAGAGAGAGAGAAUUUUUUUUUUAAUAAUAACAAUAACAAUAAUAAUAGUAGGAACGGGUUGUCGCGUCAGGCGGACGGAGCGAGAGAGAACGCGAGCGAAGGGGGCCCGCCCGGGGAAGGCAGUUGCGGCCGCUCCAGCGCCAUGGCGGGAGGAGGCAGCGCCGGCGAGUGGUGCCUCAUGGAGAGCGACCCGGGCGUCUUCACGGAGCUCAUCAAGGGCUUCGGUUGUAGAGGCGCGCAAGUAGAGGAAAUAUGGAGUUUGGAGCCAGAGAACUUUGAGAAAUUAAAGCCAGUUCAUGGAUUAAUUUUUCUGUUCAAGUGGCAACCAGGAGAAGAACCAGCUGGCUCUGUUGUUCAGGACUCGAGAUUAGAUACUAUAUUUUUUGCUAAACAGGUAAUAAAUAACGCCUGUGCAACUCAGGCUAUAGUAAGUGUGCUAUUAAACUGCACCCAUCAAGACGUCCAUUUAGGAGAAACGCUGUCAGAAUUUAAAGAAUUUUCACAAAGCUUUGAUGCAGCAAUGAAGGGCCUGGCAUUAAGUAACUCUGAAGUGAUUCGACAAGUCCACAACAGUUUUGCCAGACAACAAAUGUUUGAGUUUGAUGCAAAGUCGACGGCAAAAGAAGAAGAUGCUUUUCACUUUGUCAGCUAUGUUCCUGUGCAUGGAAGAUUAUAUGAACUGGAUGGUCUAAGAGAAGGCCCAAUAGAUUUAGGAGUAUGCAAUCAAGAUGACUGGAUCAGUGCUGUAAGGCCCGUCAUAGAAAAACGAAUACAAAAGUACAGUGAAGGUGAAAUAAGGUUUAACUUGAUGGCAAUUGUAUCUGACAGAAAAAUGAUAUAUGAACAGAAAAUUGCAGAGUUGCAGAGACAACUUGCUGAGGAAGAGCCCAUGGAUACAGACCAGAGCAGUAAUAUACUAAGUUCUAUUCAGUCAGAAGUUGCAAAAUAUCAGAUGUUAAUUGACGAAGAAAACCAAAAAUUGAAAAGAUACAAGGGGGCUGUGCAACCUGAUCCCUCCAGCAAGAUUGAAAACAUUAGAAGAAAACAUAACUACCUGCCAUUCAUUAUGGAAUUGUUAAAGACUUUAGCAGAACACCAGCAGCUAAUCCCACUUGUAGAAAAGGCAAAAGAAAAACAGAAUGCCAAGAAAGCUCAAGAGGCCAAAUGAAGACUGGUGUCCUUUUCUUUCUUUCGUUUUGUGGGUGGUCAGGGUUUUUGUUUGUUUUGUUUUGAGAGGGGAAUGUGCUUCUGAAUUUCUUCGUCUUCAUGAAAGUAACCCUGCAAGACUUCUUGUAAAGUUUAAAAUUGUCCGACGCACGUUUACUGACCGUAACAGUUUGUCCUGUCCCAUUUGCACGGAGUCUAUAAAUCUUCCCCUUUUUCCUUGCAUCAUGUGCAUGUACUACCGCUCAGUAAUGUUUUUAGAGUCUCCGUCAAAUUCCAGUAUUUAACAGUUAUAUCUGACUUGAUUCUUCAUAACUUAAUCAGGAAAUACUGCUGCAAUUUGUACAGACCCAAAUUUGUGAAAGUAAUGUAGAUCUUUUUACCAUAAUGAAUAUAUUUAAAUAUCUUGUCUCACAGUGAAGCAUUGGAUAUAUAGUUAUGUGAAGAAAGCUUGACUUGUUUUUUUAAAAAAAGAAAAUAAGUUGGCCUCUCUUUGUUUAUCACCACUAACUAUCCUCGUCUCUGAAUCUUUCAGUGGCUCGCCCUCUGUUCUUGUUUAUAUGGAGUUGUGUCUAAAUUUUUUACAGAGUUGAAAGUACAGAUUGAACAGUAGAAUCAUUUACAAUGACCAAUGGAUAAGCUUGAGAGUUUAUUGCUUUAGUAGAAAAUAAUAAUAAUAAAUUCCCAUUUUUAUUUUGGCACAUGUUUGUACCUUGUAGUAUUGCUGUCCAUGGGUAAUAUGAUUUCUGCAAGGAAAGCAGUCUUGCCUUCUCUUGAGCCAUUUAUGUGACACCAAAGUUGCAAAAGAUUUGCAGAGAUGUUUUCUCAUAGGAUGAGGUUGUAUCUAGGACGGUUUCAGGGAGAAUUUUUAAACUUGCCCUGCUCUGGUGUACAUCACUACAUGUAUAGAUUUUGUCCUGAUAUUCCCAAUUAAACAAAUGCUCUAUUUUCAUCCUUCAA